Gloeophyllum trabeum ATCC 11539 is the source of this 1836-nucleotide messenger RNA. RefSeq lists its product as uncharacterized. Gene Ontology annotation, cellular component: cytosol; preribosome, small subunit precursor. The transcript is spliced from 5 exons. NCBI's taxonomy places the organism in Eukaryota, Fungi, Basidiomycota, Agaricomycetes, Gloeophyllales, Gloeophyllaceae. Gene Ontology annotation, molecular function: ATP binding; protein serine/threonine kinase activity. The record is from RefSeq and is a predicted model, not a curated record. Bases 1 to 1836 code for a protein of 611 amino acids. Gene Ontology annotation, biological process: maturation of SSU-rRNA.
AUGGAUGCAAAUAUUGCGCCAGGACAGUUCGACGAUGCGCUUGAUGGCCAUGAGCAUGGUCCAGCAACCCCUAUUGCAAACAACCAGGACCCUGCAGUAACGGGUGCUCGGAUCGAUGAUGAGCUCCUGCAGUGGUUGGAGGAUGAUGAACAGGAUGAAGAAGAGGAUGACCUUGAGCCAGAAGAAGAGGAUUACGAUGAUCAGAGGAUCGAGGACGAAGAUUGGGAGAUCGCUGAGCGCGAUUUUACCAAACAAUAUAAUCGUCUCCGCCAGCACGUCGCUGUUCGAGCGGGGCAGGCCAGAGCCUCCAGCUCUGCCCCCACCACCGUUCCCCUUCCCGCCCUCAACCGUCCCCGGCAGCCCAAUCCCUCGUUGAACCCCAGCGGUCAGCGAGACAAGACCGCAGACCAGCUGCACGCCCUGUCUAAAUAUUCCUCUCGUCUUGCGAACAUCAGCCAGCCGUGGGUCGGCGUGAAUCGCAAGGGGCCCAGUGCUACUGCAAAUAUGAAGGACAAGAGCGACCGCGCGACGAAUGAGCAGGUGCUAGAUGAUCGGACGCGGUUGAUUUUGUUCAAGAUGAUUGGCAGGGGCUUGAUCAAAGAGGUCAACGGCUGCGUCAGUACAGGUAAAGAGGCCAAUGUUUACCAUGCACUCUCGGGCACCCCUGUGGCUGAGUCGCCACCUCUUCCCGCCCACCUCGCGUUGAAGAUAUACAAGACGUCUAUCUUGGUGUUUAAAGAUCGCGAUCGGUACGUCUCGGGCGAGCAUCGCUUCCGGAGGGGAUACUCGAGGCGCAACCCGAGGAAGAUGGUCCGCCUCUGGGCGGAGAAGGAGAUGAGGAAUCUGAAGCGCCUCAGGAAUGCAGACGUGAGAUGCCCGGAACCUGUGGAGGUCAGGGAGAAUGUACUUGCCAUGGAAUUUUUGGGCGACGAGGACGGUUGGGCAUCCCCUAGGCUGAAAGAUGCCGACAUACCAGCAGAUUCCUACCAGGUGCUUUACAAGGAGCUUCUAUUGACAGUGCGCACAAUGUUCCAGACGUGCAAGCUAGUUCAUGCCGAUCUCUCGGAGUACAAUAUCAUCUACCACACCUCCCACCUCUACAUCAUCGACGUCGGACAAAGCGUCGAGCACGACCACCCCCAUGCCUUUGACUUCUUACGGAGCGACAUGAAGAAUGUGGAGGAAUUCUUCGGCCGCAGAGGCGUGAAAGGCCUGGGCCUCAGGCGAGCCUUCGAGUUCGUCACUAAAGAAGAGCUCGGGGGAGAUGCGCCAGAGGUGGUUGCGGAGUGGCUGCAGGAGGCUGCGCAGCAUACGGGUGAGGACGAAGAGGGUGUUGGGCAAGGCGAUGAUGCGAAGAAAGACGCCGAGGCUCAUGAAGAUGCCGUCUUCAUGCAAUCUUGGAUCCCUCGCACGUUGACUGAGGUCAAGAACCCGGAGCGGGACCUGGACAUCCUCAACCGAGGGGAGGGCGAUAAACUCAUCUAUGCUGAUACCAUAGGUCUUGUGAAGCCGGCGAUGAAGAAGACGGCAGAGCCGUGCAAGGAAGACACUGCCACGGAGAAGGGUCCCGGUGUGCGCUUUGCUGGGGAUAGUGAAGAUAGUGACACUUCGUCCCAGGAAGGAAGUGACGAAGGGGAGGAGGGCGCUAGCGUUGGCGAAGACAAUGACAACGGCAAGCCCUUCCAGGAGCGUACUCCGAGGGGCCACCGGCACGAGGACAAAGAAGCGAAGAAGGAAAGGAAGAAAGCUGUCAAGGCAGAGGCUCGUGAGAGGCGUCAACAGAAGAUGCCCAAGGCCGAAAAGAAGCGUAAGAUCAAAGCUACUCGCAGAGGAUGA